GUCAAGAACACACCCCGUAGGCCAUACGUUGAGUAAUGCGACCUGAGCAAGAUCGGUCGACGAAAGUCACGCAUUUUCCAUCUUGAUCCCUUAUGCACACCGCGUCCAUCACCUCAACACACCCGCCUUCAUCUUCCUCCAUGGCGUCGUCACCUCUGCCAAGUGGCUUCCACCAACGCUCCUUGUUGUCGAGCCCCACGACGUCGGUCCCGUCCAUGGACGAUUCCUCCAGCGCCGACGAAACCUUCCCUUCCUUCAACCAAAUGCUUCGCAGCUCGUCCUCGUCGACAACAGUCAAGAAGUCGUUCAAAAUGCGAAAAGACGACAGCGAAUCCAGCCGUGAAAUUCGACGAGAGUACAAGAAGGAAUGGUACGAGAAGAACCGCGAAAAAGCCCUGGCCAAGAUGAAGGAGUACUACGAGAGGCGAAAGCAAGCCGGCACGCUUCACCGUCGCUCCAUCAAGCAAAAGAAAGUCACCCCCAUGCCACCGCAGCAGUCAACGAUGGCCAUGGCGCCGGUCGUGACGUCGUUGCCAUCCAUGGCCCAAAUCCAACACCGAAACGCGUCUAUGGGCUUGAUGCCGUCGCGAUAUGUGUACGAAGAGCGAUGCAUUCCCACCCAGCGAACCAUUCCAUCCCCGUGGGGAUAUGACCGGGCGCUGCCAUCCUUGUCAGAACAACCUACCCGCCGGUCGUUCCUGCACCCCAAUCACCAUCACGCCGCCGUCCCUGCGCCCCCCACUGGCACCGUCGCGCACUUGAAUUUGCUAUGCGACGUCGCGCUCAUGAACUAAAACCCAAACCCGCGCCGCCAAGACCUUCCUGCUGCUUGUUCUGCAUGGACGGCACCACUUCAACCACGUUGAUUUAUUUUCCCGAAUUCCCGAAAUUAUGAAUUACUAAUAAUAAUAUAAAAUUACACCAUCAAAUAAUAAUAUAUAACUAAGC
This is a messenger RNA of Aphanomyces astaci, 948 nucleotides long. RefSeq lists its product as hypothetical. The record is from RefSeq and is a predicted model, not a curated record. NCBI's taxonomy places the organism in Eukaryota, Oomycota, Saprolegniomycetes, Saprolegniales, Verrucalvaceae. The transcript has a single exon. Bases 93 to 794 code for a protein of 233 amino acids.